AUUGCAGUGAACCUCUGAAGUGUCAUUAAUGAGAGAACUGCUGCUUGUUCCACGUACGGAGACAGCACCGAUACAGUAGUAGUAAUCACUAACUAAUACAAACAGUGCAGCUCUCUGUCACACACCGCAACGCCGAAACAAGGCAACGUUCCGGCCAACGGUUACUGUGUUGAGGUUUACCUUUUUAAACCGCAAUCCGCAGAUAUAACCUGCGUACCUUAUUCACUGUAGAACAGCGCGGUAGAAGCUUGGAGACCGAGCACGAUAAGGUAGAGACGCAUCGGUAAACAUUACGCGGUCUGUUUUCAGUCCAUCUUGUCUUCCUGCGCUCAUCAUGGCUUCAACGGCAACCUGCACCAGGUUUACAGACGAGUACCAGCUGUUCGAGGAGCUUGGAAAGGGAGCUUUCUCAGUUGUGAGAAGAUGUAUGAAAAUUUCAACAGGACAGGAAUAUGCUGCAAAAAUUAUCAACACUAAAAAACUUUCAGCAAGAGAUCACCAGAAGUUGGAAAGAGAAGCUAGAAUCUGCCGUCUUUUGAAACAUCCUAACAUUGUGCGACUGCAUGACAGUAUAUCGGAAGAAGGAUUCCACUACCUAGUAUUUGACUUAGUCACUGGAGGAGAAUUAUUUGAAGAUAUUGUAGCUAGGGAAUAUUACAGUGAAGCAGAUGCCAGUCAUUGUAUACAGCAGAUUCUAGAAAGUGUAAAUCAUUGUCACACAAAUGGCAUAGUUCACAGAGACCUAAAGCCUGAGAAUUUGCUUUUAGCUAGCAAAUCCAAGGGUGCUGCUGUGAAACUAGCUGACUUCGGACUAGCUAUAGAGGUCCAAGGAGACCAACAAGCCUGGUUUGGUUUUGCAGGGACACCUGGCUACUUGUCACCUGAAGUUUUAAGGAAGGAUCCUUAUGGAAAACCUGUGGAUAUGUGGGCAUGUGGUGUCAUAUUGUAUAUUUUGCUUGUGGGUUACCCGCCUUUUUGGGAUGAAGACCAGCACAGACUUUAUCAGCAAAUUAAGGCAGGCGCCUAUGAUUUUCCUUCUCCAGAGUGGGAUACAGUGACUCCUGAAGCCAAGGAUCUGAUAAAUAAAAUGCUGACUAUCAAUCCUGCCAAACGUAUUAGCGCAACAGAGGCACUAAAACACCCAUGGAUAUGUCAACGCUCUACUGUUGCCUCUAUGAUGCACAGACAGGAGACUGUUGAAUGUCUGAAGAAAUUUAACGCAAGAAGAAAAUUAAAGGGGGCUAUCCUGACAACAAUGAUAGCAACAAGGAACUUCUCAGCAGCCAAAAGCUUACUGAAUAAGAAACCAGAUGGAGUUAAGAAAAGGAAGUCCAGUUCGAGUGUUCAGAUGAUGAUUAACAACAAAACGAACGUAGUAACCAGCCCCAAAGAACCUAUGCCUACCCCAGCGCUGGAACCCCAAACUACAGUAAUCCACAACCCUGCUGACGGAAAUAAGGAGUCCACGGAAAGCACCAACACUACAAUUGAAGAUGAGGACGUGAAAGCCACCAGAUGCAUGGAAAACGCAAACUCAAAGAGUCAGUCGCAUGAAUCCGAACCCUCACAGUCCACAUCCUUCUCUGUUCAGUCUCGCAAACAGGAGAUUAUUAAAGUUACUGAACAACUGAUCGAAGCUAUUAACAAUGGGGACUUUGAAGCUUAUACGAAGAUUUGUGAUCCAGGUCUUACUUCAUUUGAACCCGAAGCACUGGGCAAUUUAGUAGAAGGAAUGGACUUUCAUCGAUUCUAUUUUGAAAAUGCUUUGUCAAAGAGCAACAAGCCAAUUCAUACCAUCAUCCUGAACCCCCAUGUGCACUUAAUAGGUGAGGACGCUGCCUGCAUAGCAUACAUACGGCUGACUCAAUACAUGGAUGGAAAUGGAAUGCCUAGAACUAUGCAGUCUGAGGAAACUCGUGUCUGGCACCGUAGAGAUGGAAAAUGGCAAAAUGUUCACUUUCACCGGUCAGGCUCUCCAACUGUUCCUAUUAACUAAACAUCAGAGGUCGCACAACCACAUUCUCAGCACAGGAUCACUCAAAAGCAAACAGUACCUGGGUGGUUACCGUUUGUCAUCAUCAUCAUCAUCUCCUUCAGUGGCCAGUCCCGCCUACUCUUGUGAGCAUAUUACUGAAUGCACGAGGUUCCAAAUGGCUGCACCUCUACUGCAUUCAUAAUAUAGAAUUUUGUUGUGCACACCAUCUGUAUGUUUUUUGUUUACACUUUGGUGAAGUGAACGUUCCAUGCAAAUAAAAGACAAAAAAAAGGGAAAAAUGAUAUAAAAGUGAUUCACAGACUAUGAGACUUUUACAUUUCUAAUUUUUGUUAUGCCAAACAUUUAAAUAAUUAUCAGUACUGUCAACACAUUUGUAAAAAUGUAUUGGAAAAUGUCUUUUAUAGAAGUGUACAAUUUUAGUUUAUUUUGACGAUCUUCACAUGCUAGUUUUGUUUAGUGUACCAAUAUUUGAAAUGGAUUCGCUGAGAAUUGUAAAGUACUUCAGCUGCAGAAAUGCUUUGUUUUUUGACAGUGAUUGCUCUUUAGUGAAGGUGCAUCUGUUGUGGGGAAAUCCAAACUUGAAUAAAGUCAACAUCAGAUCACUUUCCACUGCAGCUCUGGCCAGUCAGUUUUAUCUUUUGUUUCUGUAGCUUUUCUGGUUUGUUUAGAGGGUUUUGUAUGGUGAAUGAAAGGGUACAUAGAUUGCUGUGUUCAUACUUGUUUCUACUUACUGUCAUCAGUGUUGUUUACACUCAUAUUUUGUGUUCUGUUGAGUGUGCAUGUGUGUAUAUUCAAAAAUCUAGCUAUCUUUACAUUUUAGACCCUUUGCAGGUGUAUGGGAUUGUGAAUGGAAUACAUACUAUGAAUGCUUUUUAUUGGAUCAUUAGUUCUAUGGGUUUUUUUUAGUUUGUUUUCCUUUUGUAUUCAUUAAUUCGUAGCUGCUUCCAGGCUGAAAGGUGACUGCUGUGUGUAUAAAAGCAGGCACUGUAACGGCCAAACCCUUGUGCUAUCCACUCUGUAUUUUUGUACUAUGAUCUUGAGUUUGCAGGCUGUACACAAUGAGGAAGUAAGAUGUGUGAAAUACAGAUGAGACUUGUCACUAACCAUUUCUUUAGGCAGUACUGGAUUUAUGCAGUAAAACUGACUUCUCAAAGUGAAAAACUUUUCUAAUUUAAAUUUUAUUUAAAAGUUUCAAAAUGCUUUUGCUUUGACAUAUUUGCAAUACAGAUAAAAUAUAUAUAUAAAUAUAUACAUAUGUAUACACUUAAUCUUAUAAACCUUCCAUUUUUUAUGUACUUCCUCAAAGGCAGAUGGUCAGUUGCAUUUCUUCCUAGUGACUAUACUGCUGAACCUAUGUGUAUUGUGCAUGAUAUACAGUUUAGUAAGUCUUAUUUUUUAUUUCAUGUCUGUGAUUUGGCAGUUCAGUAUUUAUUCUAUCAAUAUAGCAAAAACUUCUCAUUUCAACAUGUGCACUGAUUACACACCACAGUGAGUCUGUAAAUGUUUUAGAUGUUAGUAAUGGAUUAUGUGGGCUGACACCUCUCUACCAGUGUUGUCACUCAAUCAAAAGUAUGUAUUGAAAACUAAACAUGUUAAUGUACUGAGCCAUGUUAUAACCUGCCAAUGACAUCUGUGAAGCAGUAACUGCCUCUUUUUUAUUUUCUUUUUGUGGACAGCUUCUGUGAACAUCAGUGUAUCUAAAUAAAAAAAAAUCAAAUUGUAGUUCUUUUUAUAGUGCAUGUGGUGUCAAAGUAUUAUCUUAUAGACAAAGCUUGUCUUCCACACUGAGCUGUGAGGAAAACGUGACCAAUCAACUCCACCACAGUCAAAAUUUCACAUUUAUCUUCUGUUUUUCUAAUGAAAUAAUGUAGUCUUUAUGGAAUACUAUAUAUAUAUAUAUAUAUACUUCUUGCCAUAAAGUGAAACAACUGAUUGAUAUAUUUAAAUAAUAAUAAAUUUGUGAUUUCUGCUGAA
This is a messenger RNA of Protopterus annectens (West African lungfish), 3970 nucleotides long. It is a transcript of the gene CAMK2D, whose product is annotated as calcium/calmodulin dependent protein kinase II delta. Lineage: Eukaryota; Metazoa; Chordata; Ceratodontiformes; Protopteridae. Gene Ontology annotation, cellular component: neuron projection; cytoplasm. Bases 335 to 1996 code for a protein of 553 amino acids. The record is from RefSeq and is a predicted model, not a curated record. Gene Ontology annotation, molecular function: calcium/calmodulin-dependent protein kinase activity; ATP binding; calmodulin binding. Gene Ontology annotation, biological process: protein phosphorylation. The transcript is spliced from 22 exons.